AUGGAGGUUGGUUGUGCAUAUUUCGAUAAUGGUGGUGUGGAUGAGUGUGAGAAAGAGAAGAAAGAGGGAGAGGAAGCGGAAAUUGUCCUUGUUGAGGAUUCUGGGGAGGUUGAGAUGGCUGCCUGGAGUGACGCAUGGACAAUUGCGGAGAUAAAGGAGGGAAGUGACGUGACGGCAGACUGGAAAGAUGUGAGCUUGACUGUGAAGAUGCUGGGUUUGGGUUCAAGAAUGCAUGUUGUGAUCCAAGGAAAGGGAAAGCCUGCCGAUAUUGUUGUGGAGACUGCUGAGAAGACGAUCCAGAUGAACUAG
Protopolystoma xenopodis is the source of this 309-nucleotide messenger RNA. NCBI's taxonomy places the organism in Eukaryota, Metazoa, Platyhelminthes, Monogenea, Polystomatidea, Polystomatidae. The record is from the annotation of a GenBank genome assembly.